UUUUAAAUAUUGGUGGCCAUGGAGUUGUUGACAUUGACAAGUCACCUACCAAACCGAUCUCCCGAUAAUAUCUGUGGACGGUCUCACCCCCAAUAAUAUCUGGUCAAGAAGUGGGUUCAAUCAACCGAGUCGUCUUUCUUUCCUGAGAUCUCUCAUCGGGAACAAUGGCCGUGGAAGCUAUUCUCGUGAAAGCCCUGGGACUGAUCAUCGACUUAACAGCACCUCCUGUCCUUCAAUAUCUACGCCCAAUUUGGGGAGGAGUUGAUGAGGAGCUGGAGAAGCUCCGUAGGUAUUUACUCCAAAUCCAGCCUCUGGUUGAAGAUGCAGAGGAGAGGCAGCUCAUGGAUCAGACUGUCAAGUCCUGGCUGAUGCUGCUCAGAGAUGUUGCCUACGAUGCUGAUGACAUCCUCGACCAGGCCAACACACAUGUCCUACUCAUCCAGCGCAAGGCCCAGUUUUACGGUCCCUUGAAAAGCAAGGUGCGUGACUUUUUCUCUCUUGAUCAUAACCCACUCCUGUUUCAACUUCAGUUGGGGCACAAGCUUAGAAGCAUCAACCAAAGAAUAGAUGGUAUCAUAGAAGAGAUGCACAAGUUCAAUUUUAAGGUUGCAGACAACAACAAUAACAACAACAGACCUUGGAGGAAUAGGCCACAAACACAGUCUCAUGUAAUUGAAUCAGAAGUAAUUGGCAGAGAUGAAGAGAAAGAGCAAAUAAUGCAGAUGCUGAUACGUGAUCAUUUUGAAGAGAAAGUGACAGUGGUUUCCAUAGUCGGUAUGGGCGGUUUAGGCAAGACAACACUUGCUCAGUUGGUCUACGGAGUUAAAGAUAUAGAGAGCCACUUCCAACUACGCAUAUGGGUAUGUGUCUCUGAUGAUUUUAAUGUGACAAAGCUCGCUGGAAACAUCAUACACACAGCCUCUGGGAAACUUACAAUGAUACAUGAACCCAUGGAACUGCUACAGCGGGAUCUACGACAACUCCUGGGGCAGAAGAGGUAUCUGCUUGUCUUGGAUGAUGUUUGGAAUGAAGAUCACAUGAAGUGGGGUGCACUUAGACAUCUGCUUCUCGAUGGAGCAGAAGGAAGCAGAAUUUUAAUAACCACACGCAAUGAGAACUGCUCAAGGGAUAAUGGGUGCAAGGAAAUCUUAUACUCUUCAGGGUUUAUCAGAAGAAAGCUCCUGGGCUUUGUUCGAACAAAGAGCAUUCACCACAAGUGUAUCAAGACAACCAAAAUUCCUAGAGAUUGGUAAAAAAAUUGUCAAUAAGUGCAAAGGG
Messenger RNA from Dioscorea cayenensis subsp. rotundata (Guinea yam), 1278 nucleotides. Its product is annotated as putative disease resistance protein RGA3. Gene Ontology annotation, molecular function: ADP binding. Gene Ontology annotation, biological process: defense response to other organism. The record is from RefSeq and is a predicted model, not a curated record. Lineage: Eukaryota; Viridiplantae; Streptophyta; Magnoliopsida; Dioscoreales; Dioscoreaceae.